ACUUGGCCAGACUCAGCGAGAGUGAGCUGGUGAGUGAGGUUAACAUAGCAAAUAAAACCAAAAGGGUUACUGCAAUAAAACCCAAGUAACUCUUUCCUUUUCCUUUUCUUUUUCUUUUUCUUUUUUGGGAUUUCAUAGUGAACUUUUACAUUUAUUCUUUGAUUCCACAUCCCGACUUUUCAUUCCCAGAUCCGGUCGCGCACCCGUAUAUAUCGGAAUCAUACCUCUGCAGAAACAUUGAUGGAAGGAGCUGCACCUAGGCAUCGACGACAACAACAUUUAUUAGGAACUUGAGAACACAUCGCGUGAUAGAUCAAUCAUCUUACUUGGACUCAUUCCAAGCCAUCAGUGUUUUCCUCAAAUACUAUCUAUGCGCAUAUAUUCAUAAUAUUCAUUUCAAUUCUACAUUCUUUCUUUGUUAUUUGAUUCUUGCCUACAGUCACCUUAAGAAAUUGCGACAGAUCUCUUUCUUCAUGUCAGCUUAAAUAUGACAUAGUGACAACAUGGAUGAACAGAAACUUAGUACAGAUAGGUCACUGGCGACGCGGAGUGAUGGAGAUGCGGCGACAGAAAGCAAUGGUAAUGAGGUUAAGUUUGAUGAUCAAUAUUCAAGCAAAGCACAAAACAAGACGUCGUUUAAAGAUUUUAUAGUAAGAAGUCAUCAUAUUGCUUACCAUGGUUACACAAAACUAAUAACUCUGAUAGAGAAUUUUUUCAUACUCGACUUCGGGUGAUAAGUUUGUCCUGGUGAUUGCGUGUAUCGCACAGAUUGGAACUGGAGUCGUAUGUUUGUUUACUACCCAUAUUGGAGGUUGCUCGGCUGAUGCUUUGAUAGACUUUACCACUUAUGAACAUAGUCUUUGGUAAAUAUUGUCCAUUUUUCUUAUUCUGAGAGCUAUACAUUAAUGACCAUGAUAGGGAAACUUGUGGGAAACUUUUCAGAUUAUUUUCUACCUGGCACAACUACCACCAAGGCUGAAUUCACCAGCACUAUCAAUAGACUUACGUUCGUAACCAUUUUUCUUCUUGUCUAUUACAAUCACGCCUCAAACAACUUCAUGAUUCAUUUGCUACCAUCCCGGUAGCAUAAAGUUCUUGGAAGGUGCAAGUGCCUAGAGUUCCAAUAGUCCACACUGAAGUCUAUAUUCAAUAUGAAAAGUUUCAAUGUUCGCUGAACUUGAUGUAUCAAACGGAUCCAAUACAUCAGAUGCUUCCAAUUUAUAAAAUAGAUCCAGUUUGUAUUAGGGGUUCAAGAACCAAAGAGCCUUUCUUUCUCAGAUUGCUGUCUUAAUUAUUAAAAGUACAGGAUAGCUAGGAUCUGUGAAGAUUGGAACUAGGGGCAUCAAGUAAAUGUACAAUUUAACUAACUGUUUGAAGACUAUUCGUUACUUAUCUGUUCAUCGCAAGAUGGGCUCUAAGUUACAUCUCGAUGUUCACAUUUCGUCUGGUUGGCCUUCGAAUCUCGGCAAAAUUACGACUCAAUUACUUGAAGGCUUUGUUCAGCUUACCCGUUGGCGUCCUUGACACUCUACCUAGUGGGCAAGCCUCAAAUACAAUCACGACCACUGCAAAUAUAUUGCAAGUUGGCAUUUCCGAGAAACUGGGAACCAUUUUACAGUAUUUUGCACUGCUGAUCACAGCAGUUAUCAUCGCAUUCACCUACAGCUGGGCGUUAACUUUGGUGACCAGCUCAGUUCUUAUAUUUAUUUCGUUGGUCUAUGGUUAGUGUCUUCUCUUCGCUAAAUAUAUGCCUUCUGUAUCCUUGCCAUUUUUCUUUCCUCCGCACCACUGAUACGCUGAUGAUAGGAAGCGUUAUUCCAGUUGUCAUCAAAAUGACAAAAGAUAUCGAGCAUGCCGACGAGAAGGCCUCUGGAAUAGCAGGUGAAGUUCUUGGGUCAAUACGGAUGAUUGUAGCGUGUGGUGCCGAGAGUCGGAUUGCGAAGAAGUAUGCAGGAUGGGUUGAAGAAUCUCGUAGACGAACACUGAAAAAGAGUCCUUGGAUUGGUGUUCAAUUCGCACCACGUAUGUGUUUCCAAUGAAAAAUUGCCAUCAUUCAUCUGCUAAUAAUACUCCAGUCAUGUUUGCUAUCUAUGCGUAAGUCAAUAUCUCUCCUGUCUCUUUUGGCUAUGAUAAGUGUAGAUUUUGCACUAAUUUCUUCCAUCCAUAUGCCCCAACGUUCAACUGACUUCCCCCCCCUAGUACUAUGGCAUUGUGCUUUUGGUUUGGAUUUAGGCUCUUCUCAGAGGGGCAUAUAGAGAACGUCGGAACUAUUUUGAUUGUACUGAUGUCUGUGGUGAUGAUCGCGAUGGCAGUGAGUCAAACAGCUGCGCCCAUCAUUGCUGCUGGUAGCGCAGCGAGCGCAGCUACGGACUUUUUUGCAGUAAUCGACACACCUAGACCUGAUACAAGUGGUCUGAAAGAGCCCGAGGUAUCGCCCCGUGAAGAUAUUGCCCUAGAAUCCGUCACUUUCGCCUAUCCGAGCAGACCUCAUGUUAAGGUUCUCGAUAACUUGUCGAUGAGGUUUGAAUCUGGUAAGAUUACAGCUAUCGUGGGAGCGUCUGGAUCAGGCAAGAGUACAAUCGUGGGUUAGUUUAUCGUUCUGAUUUUUAGAUCCAGUUUUUAAUUUUUCAUUUCUUAAAAAACAUGUCUCAAGUGAACAUGUUGUAUCUUACAACAAACAUGUCUCACAUACGUCUUUUAGAAACAUAUACCUUAUAUAUGUAAAUCUUACAAGAGCCAUCACUGACCCCAGCACUAGGCCUCUUGGAAAGAUGGUAUAAUCUAGAGCAGCAAGGGAUAGUAAUUCCACCAAGCGCUAUGAAAGACAAGAAAAAGAUAAAAAGAAGACGAGUCAAAAACACUUGAAGAAUACGACGAGAAGCAGGAUCCAGUGGCUCUCUCCGGUAUUAUAUUAUGUGGAAACCAUGAGUUGAGAUCCCUCGACCUCAAAUGGUGGAGAACACAGAUUGGUCUUGUCCAGCAAGAGCCAUUCAUAUUCAACGAUACGAUAGCCAAGAAUGUUGAAUUUGGCUUGAUUGGUUCACAAUGGGAACAUGAAGAUGCGGACAUGAAGAGGAAGCUUGUCAUAGAGGCCUGUAAAGAAGCUUUUGCUGAUGAGUACAUUACUAAAUUGCCAAUGGGAUAUGAUACUCAAGUUGGUGAUGCCGGUAUUAAGUUGAGCGGCGGACAGAGACAAAGGCUAGCCAUCGCUAGGAGUAUCAUAAAACGACCGAAGAUUUUGAUUUUAGAUGAAGCCACUAGCGCAAUUGACGUAAGAGGAGAGCAGAUCGUUCAGGCAGCCUUAGAUAAAGUUAGCGAGGGUAGAACAACGAUCACGAUAGCUCACAGACUUUCAACGAUCAAAAAGGCCGAUAAGAUUGUGGUUUUGAAGAAGGGAAAACUCGUCGAGGAAGGAACUCAUGAGGAAUUACUUUCUAAUACAGACGGCGUAUACAGUGCUCUCGUCAAUGCCCAGCAAUUGUCUCUGGGGGAAGUUUACCAAGAUGAGUCUAACCUGGUGGAAACAAUGGAUCCCUUGAUACGCGAAAUGAGUGUAGCGGAGAAGGAGAAGGAAGAAAAUAAAGCAGUGCCAUACAAAGCCAAGGGUCUCUCCACUAGCCUGGGACUUUUCCUCUAUGAGCAACGCUCCCGGUGGCACUGGUACCUAAUGCUCUUGGCAGGCGCUGUAGCUGCUGGCGCCGCGUAUCCACUUCAAGCCUAUCUUUUCGCACAAAUUAUUUCAGUGUUUUCGUUAACUGGAUCCAAACUCAAGGCUGCUACAGAGCACUCCUCAUUGAUGUUCUUCAUUCUUGGUUUAGGGGCUGGGGUGGCCUGGUUUGUCAUGGGCUAUUCCUCGACUAUCAUAUCCGGUCACAUCACUUCCAUAUACCGUCAAGAGUAUUUUGAGAGCAUUUUGCAGAAGCCAAUUGCUUUUUUUGACGCAGAGGAAAACUCUAGUGGUGAGCUUACAGGUCGUGUUGCCAAUGAUCCGACACAGUUACAACAACUGCUUGGAAUCAAUAUGGCCAUGGUUCUCACAGCACUUUGUAACAUCGCUGGCUGCAUCAUUAUCGCCUUCGUCUUCGGCUGGAAGCUAACUUGCGUGGUGGCAUUUGUUGCUCUCCCUAUAAUGAUAUGUAGCAGCUUUUACCGCAUCCGUUAUGAGAUUCGGUUUGAAAAGAUGAACCAAGCCGUCUUCGCAGAGAGUUCUAAAUUCGCGGCUGAAGCAAUUUCUGCCUUUAGAACCGUUACCUCCUUGACGUUAGAGGAUAUGAUUUGUCGCCGUUACGAUGAACUGUUAAAAUGGCAUGUGAACGGCCAUGCUAAGAAAAGCAGAUAUUCGUCGAUUAUCUUUGCCGCCAGUGAAAGUUUGGGAUUAGGCUGUAUGGCUUUAGCAUUUGUAAGUUUCUCUUUUUAGCCCAGGGUGUCCAGGCGCCAGUUCAAAUGCUGGAAAUCCCUGGUUCAUUGAAUUUUAACAUAAACUAACAUGAAUUAUCUCUCAGUGGUAUGGCGGUACCCUCCUUGCUUCAAGAGAAUAUGGACCUAUCAAUUUUUUUGUGGUCUAUAUGGCUCUAAUAAACGGUGCUGAGAGCGCUGGAAGUCUUUUGAGUUUUGGUCCUAGUUAGUGUUCUGAUAUGACCACCCCUUUCUCUCCGUUACUGAUAUUGCAAUAGAUAUGGCACAAGCAACAGCAGCAGCAAACAGAAUAUUGAGCUUCAGAGUACCGGCAGACAUAGCUGGCAAAUCGGCAUCAAAAAUCCAGAAUGCAGAGGGCGGAGUCAAGAUACAACUGAAAGAUGUUUGGUUCAAGUACCCUACUCGAGACGUUCCAAUAUUCACUGGUUUAAAUAUCACGGUAAGUCGAUGUUUUGUGUCUUUUGACAACGAUUCUAACCAUUAACAUAGAUUAAGAAAGGCCAAUUUGCUGCUUUGGUCGGACCUUCAGGCUGUGGAAAAACAUCGAUCGGUAAUUUUGCAUUUGUCAAUUUAUAGAGACAACGUACUAAAAAGAAAUAAUAGUCGGUCUGCUUGAAAGAUUUUAUGAUAUCCAGAAAGGCAAGAUAUUCUGCAACGACACGGAUAUUUGUGAGAUUAAUAUCCAUGAAUACCGGAAGAUGAUCUCGCUCGUAGCGCAGGAGCCGACCUUGUUUGAAGGUACAAUCAAAGAAAAUAUCUAUUUGGGUAUUGACGAGUCGACCCCGGAAGAAACCCUUCACCGAGUCUGUCGUGAUGCUGAGAUUCACGACUUUAUCAUGUCUCUCCCUGAUGGCUACAGUACCAACGUCGGCACCAAGGGAAUCGCUCUGUCAGGAGGGCAAAAACAACGAAUAUCGAUAGCUCGUGCGCUCAUCCGCGACCCCAAGAUUCUCCUUCUUGAUGAAGCUACAUCAAGUCUAGAUUCCGAGAGCGAGAAACUGGUACAAGCAGCAUUUGAAAGAGCGGCAACUGGUAGAACAAUGGUCGUGGUAGCCCAUCGACUGGCUACGGUGCAGAAUGCAGAUGUGAUUUUUGUGCUGGGGGAAGGAAGUGUGUUAGAGGUAGGAGAUCAUGCGGCAUUAUUGAGGAAGAAAGGCGUUUAUUAUCAAAUGGUAAGUCUUGAAACUUUCCUUAGAUCACCCAACGGUAACGGCUUUCUUGUACUUACAUUUCCUAGUGUCAAUCUCAAGCACUCGACCGAUAGGCGAGUGGGACGCAGGGAGUAAAUAUUUUAACUCGACUCAUUUACAUUAGGGGGUAUCGCUCUCUAAAUAUACAAUUGGGUAAAGGGCGAACCAAUUCCACUUAGACCCUGUACGACAACGAUGUGUACUUCUAGAAUUAUCUCACAUAUUCAUCAACCUAUGAGCUGGCAUUUUGAGCUCGGCAAGGUUGCAGUGCAUAUCUUGUGCAUUGUGUGCAUAAACUGACACGUAUAUGUAGAUCAUGCCUAUUUCCAUGCCUUCUCAUAGGACAAAUUUUUG
Molecule: messenger RNA, 5960 nt
Organism: Sclerotinia trifoliorum
Lineage: Eukaryota; Fungi; Ascomycota; Leotiomycetes; Helotiales; Sclerotiniaceae
Source: the annotation of a GenBank genome assembly